This is a messenger RNA of Priapulus caudatus, 975 nucleotides long. RefSeq lists its product as uncharacterized. The coding region runs from base 223 to 579 and encodes 118 amino acids. Gene Ontology annotation, cellular component: BORC complex. The transcript has 2 exons. The record is from RefSeq and is a predicted model, not a curated record. Lineage: Eukaryota; Metazoa; Priapulida; Priapulimorpha; Priapulimorphida; Priapulidae.
ACAGACCUUUAGACCGUCCGGUGGUACAUUAGUAAUGUAAUCACUCUGACUGGGCACGCGCGCGGUGUCGAUGUUUAAACCUGUGCAACUCAUACCAUGAUGGUCCGAGCACCGCAUGCGCGCAUGUACACAGACAGGGGCAUAACGAGCUUUUGCAGCGGCGUGAUUGCGGCUUCGUAUUGAUUUGGUUAGUUCUAUUGUACAGCGACAUCAAACAAGAACAUGGCUUCGCGGGUAACACAUGCUCAGCAGCAGUCACAGAGAAACCUAGACGCAAAGAUAAGGCUGUCGGCGAAGAUUCAGCGCAAUAUUGACGACACUGCAUUGCUUGGUAAGCAGCUGUUCAAGGGAGCGCGGGCCACAGAUAUCCUGACACACACGGCAAGAAACUUUGCCAUUCAGGAACAUGCGGUAGACAACUCUGAUGUCAACCUCACUAAGAUGCACCUUCUAUCAGCUCAUCUCCACUGCCAACUGGAAGCGAUAGAAAAGAGUACCUACUCCCUAGAGGGCGUGCGGGACCAUGCUAAAGCGCUAAGUCUUAUGCACUGUAACUCCACGCAGUCUGAUGCAAGCUGAUCGGCAGAGCAACACUGCAAAGUUCAGGCAUGAAGAUGUACUUCUACAUCUGUGCGCGAAAUCUGUGUGACAUGGAGACUGUGUGAUAUGGAGCUAUUAUGUCGGCCGUAAUGGCAUUUGCACUAGAGCGAGCUGUUGUAGCCUGUAUACUAGAUAUUAACACAGCACCCAAAUGAUGCUAGGUACUUGUCAAUUAUACGUGUUUGCAGGUACAGCAAAUUUGAAAUAUAUUUGAGGCCUAGACUUAGGAACCUACUUGGAAUGGUGAAUAUGAGCGCUCCACUAUAAGGUCAUGGAAUCUCUGCUUUUGCUGUGCCGGUCAAUUAAUUAAUACAAGUCUCUUGUGCGCUGCACUGCUGGAUUUAUCAUUUGGGAAUACAGAUAUUGCAGGAUGUA